Toxotes jaculatrix (banded archerfish) is the source of this 3078-nucleotide messenger RNA. It is a transcript of the gene kcnj5, whose product is annotated as potassium inwardly rectifying channel subfamily J member 5. NCBI's taxonomy places the organism in Eukaryota, Metazoa, Chordata, Actinopteri, Toxotidae. The record is from RefSeq and is a predicted model, not a curated record. Bases 22 to 1335 code for a protein of 437 amino acids. Gene Ontology annotation, molecular function: G-protein activated inward rectifier potassium channel activity. The transcript has 4 exons. Gene Ontology annotation, biological process: regulation of monoatomic ion transmembrane transport; potassium ion import across plasma membrane. Gene Ontology annotation, cellular component: plasma membrane.
CCCCAGCUGCUUCAGCUGAGGAUGGCAGGAGAUUCUCGAGUCCUCAUGGACCACAACAUGGAGAUAGGAGUCACACCUGCACAGCUUCCCAAGCACUUAAGGGAGGCUCAGAUCUCAACAGAGCGAACCCACUUGAUUUCUGACCCUGUGAAGAAACCACGUCAACGAUACGUGCAGAAGGAUGGCAAGUGCAACGUCCAUCAUGGAAAUGUGCAAGAGACCUACCGUUACCUCAGUGACUUGUUCACUACGCUGGUGGAUCUACGCUGGCGUCUUAGUCUCUUCAUUUUCACUUUGGUCUAUGUAGUCAACUGGCUUUUCUUUGGCUUUCUGUGGUGGCUGAUAGCGCUCAUCCGCGGGGAUCUGGUGCAUGCUGACGAGGAGGGCUGGACUCCGUGUGUGGAGAACCUCAACAGUUUUGUCUCAGCCUUCCUCUUCUCCAUUGAAACGGAGACCACCAUUGGGUACGGUUAUCGCGUGAUCACAGAAAAAUGCCCUGAAGGUAUCAUACUGCUUUUGGUGCAGGCCAUCUUGGGUUCCAUUGUUAAUGCCAUGAUGGUGGGCUGCAUGUUUGUCAAGAUCUCACAGCCAAAGAACCGCGCCGAGACCCUCAUGUUCUCACACAAUGCUGUUAUAUCGGUGCGAGACAACAAGAUGUGCCUGAUGUUUCGGGUGGGGGACCUGAGGAACUCUCACAUCGUAGAGGCAUCGAUCAGAGCAAAGCUGAUCCGCUCGCAGCAGACCAAGGAGGGGGAGUUCAUCCCGCUCAACCAGACCGACAUCAACAUUGGCUUUGACACGGGAGACGACCGGCUGUUCCUGGUGUCACCGCUCAUCAUCUCCCACGAGAUCAACGAGAAGAGCCCCUUCUGGGAGAUGUCACUGGCGCAAAUGGAGAAGGAGGAGUUUGAGAUCGUGGUUAUCCUUGAGGGAAUGGUGGAGGCCACAGGGAUGACAUGUCAGGCACGGAGUUCCUACUUGGACACAGAGGUGCUUUGGGGCUACCGCUUCACACCGGUUCUCUCGUUGGAGAAGGGCUUCUACGAGGUAGACUACAACAACUUCCACGAUGUCUACGAGACCAACACUCCCACCUGCAGUGCGAAGGAGCUAGCUGCUAAGCUUCGGGAGGAGCCACUUUUGCCUCAGCUUUCGCUCCUCAGUCCAGAACCUAAAAUUCAUACUUUUGACCCCCUGGAUCGCCUGUCCAAACAGGACCCACUAAGCCAGGAUGAAGAAAAGGAGGAGAGAGAUUCAGAGGUUGACAGGGGAGAGACCAAUGGCUCAGCCGCUGCUUUAGAGGAGCCACCCCUUGCUGAUGGACUGCCUGAUUGAUUGGCCACUUCAGCUAAAAAACCCAGGAAAGACUGGACAAGAAGACAGGACAAUAUGAUGCUUCAUUUAGUCAAUGGCCAGCUUGUUCCAUUGCAGUGCUUGGAGAUACAACAUCCGUCUCCGGCCCCCAACUCAUGCAAUACUCCUCUACUAGAGUGUCAAUCUAUAGUAUAGAUUGGUUUUGUAGACAUGUAAGUACACAUACACAGACACACACAUACAGUAUCUAUAUCUACACUUAAAGGUUGUUGGUUCAGAUUGUCUUUUUAUAAUUGUAACGACCAAUUACUGCUAUAACGGUUCAAGUUGUAUAACAGUAACUUGAGCCAAAACUGGUAGCCAUGACAGAGUACCAUGGGCUUAUUAUGGAUACUCCAAUAUUUCAUUUUAGAGUGUGUUGAUUCACCUUCAUUUAAGCAGAGUAUCGGUCUCAUAACUCAACUAAUGUGUCUGACAGCAGCUUCUGCGUGGUAAUGGAACCUUGUUACUGAUCUUUUUUUUUUUUUUUUUUUUAAAUGUGGGAGAUUAUUAUUUCCUUUCUCUGUCAGUGUUGUUGUUAGUCUGUGUCUGAAACCACAUUCAUCUAGGAGGAAAUGUCUAAGGCCUCUAGUUCGCUUAGGCAAGAGAAGACAUAGGAAAUUGUUCUAUAAAAGGCAACCUUUACUGGCAACCACAAUCCAGUUUUGUUUUUUUUGUUCACAUCUUCCUCAUGCUUGUACUGUGGUAAAUACUCUCACUGUGUGUGUCUGAUUGUCUCCCCUAACACACUUGGAGCCUUGACCCAAAAGAAACCAGCAAGUACCUCAUUUUAUACUCAUUUUCAGGGUUUGAAAUUAACAACAACAAAAAAAGAACCAGUCAACUGCUGGUAAAAGCUACUGGUAACAUGCUACUGACUAUUUUGAAAAUUGCCUUGGCAGAUUAAAGAUUUAAUUCCCUUUUAGCAACUAAAACAUUAAUUCCAAGCCCUUUUCUUGGUACGUAAAGCACAAUUUGCCCAUGAGGUGACUCCACACUGACCUAACCACCCACCUAGCCACCGCUACUGGCUGAUGCAGUCCUAGUUAAAAGUGUCAUUCAAAUAUUUAUAUGAAAUAUGUAUGCUCAACUGCUGUUUGAAAUGUUCUUGAUUUUUAUACAACGCACAAAUGAAUAUUUCAAAUGCUUCACAAGCAAAAUGAAAUGCCCCGUGUAUCCUUUUAUGUUUGUUUUCUUUUUAUUUUAAAUAUUCAAAAGAUACUCAGCCUUGGUAUGUUUGCAGUUGUAGAAAAGCUACUGAUGAUAGGAACAGCCCAUCACCUGCAGCAUUUGCUGUCUUUGUAACUAUUUCCUCUGACCUUCACCUUUAGAUUUCACCUUAUGAUUUGAAGGUCUUCUUUGUCCACACACACUUGGUACAAUCUGCACUCUGGCCUUGUUCCACAAACUGCCCCUGGGUCUUUUGCUUGAUAUAGUUUAUGGCCCUUGUGACUACUGUUUUGGAAGCUGACACUUUUCCUGUGAGGGCCAUAGCCUACAGUGUUUUUUGACUUUUCUUUGAAAGUACACAUGUCAGAGCUUGCAUGCAUGAAUCAACCCCUGCGCCCCUACAUUGCUGAGUAAGUUUCAUACAGUAAGAAGAACAGGGUAUUUUCUAGGCAUGCAAAUGAUGAGAUUUCUACAAUAUAUUACCAGAUAAUGUAUUAAUAUCCAAUUAUCAUUGUUGAAAGAAAAAUUAGAUUCCUGAUACUUUAAAAUCUCCCA